CAUCAUUAGCUAGCAGGUUAGCUUGCUAAUUGGCGGCACCUUGCAUGCUAACAAGAAGCAAACAAUGUCAACUGUCGGCCUCUCCAAACAUUUAGGAAUAAUUUCCACGCGCGUCUUGCUUCAAAGUGGUUUUGGGGGAGGUUGCAAGCACGUCAACUUUCUUAAAUGGCUUCAGCCGGCGCUGUGCGGUAGUGGUUAGCACGUCUGCCUCACAGCGGAGAGGUUGUUGAGGUUCGAAUCUGUCGCGUGUUCUUUGCACGUUGCCCUCGUGCUCGCGUGGGUUUUCCUCCGGUUCCUGCCAACUUCCAAAAAGGAAACGCACAAAGUGUACAAGCAAAAACUGGACGAGCUGACCAAUCUUCAGGCGACGUGCAGCGGCGCCAUCGGAAAGCAAAGGAAGCGCCUCAAAGAGCUGACGUGCGGCCUGAGCAAGUGCGCACGAGAGUGCGAUGAAAAACAUUUGCAAGUGGUGGCGGACAUCCAAAGUCAAAUCAAAGAGAAGGAGAACGUCUUCUUCGACAUGGAAGCGUACUUGCCAAAGAAAAACGGAUUGUACCUGAACUUGGUCCUGGGCAACGUGAACGUGACGCUCCUCAGCAACCAGGCAAAGUUCGCCUACAAGGACGAGUACGAGAAGUUCAAGCUUUACAUGACCAUCAUCCUCAUGUUGGGGGCCAUCUCGUGUCUGCUGGUCCUCAACUAUCGCGUCACCGAUGAAAUCUUCAACUUUUUGCUGGUGUGGUACUACUGCACGUUGACCAUCAGGGAAAGUAUCCUGAUGAGCAACGGCUCCAGGAUCAAAGGCUGGUGGGUUUCCCACCAUUACGUGUCGACUUUUCUGUCGGGCGUCAUGCUCACCUGGCCCGAGGGGCCCACGUACCAGAGGUUCCGAAGUCAGUUCUUGGCGUUCUCCAUCUACCAGAGUUUCGUGCAGUUCCUCCAGUACUACUACCAAAGCGGCUGCUUGUACAGGCUGCGGGCACUCGGGGAGAGGAAUCAGCUGGACCUCACAGUGGAUUGUUUUGUGUCCGUAGAGGGAUUUCAGUCGUGGAUGUGGAGAGGCCUCACCUUCCUUUUGCCUUUUCUCUUUUUUGGCCACUUUUGGCAGCUGUACAAUUCGGUGAGCCUGUUCCGCUUGGCCCGACGCGACGACUGCAAGGAGUGGCAGGUGUUGACGCCUGCUCCCGACGCUGCGAGGGUUCGAAUCCGCGCCGCUGCCGCAGGCCGUCACCGACGUCCACUUUGCUGCUCCAUCCUUUUUUCUCGUCCGCUCUCGGUGGUUCUGCCCCCUCGCGGUAGCGUCCGCCGGGACGUCUCCAUCUACUUGGCGAGAUCUCUUCCUCGGGAAAACGGUGUGACAAACUCACCGAUUUGCUGAUUAUUAUUUUCAGGAACGGCAGGGCUGUCGUUUGAGUUUCUUCCGUUCCGUCACCAUUUUUUUGGUAACUCGGAUCAACUUUCUCCGUUCGGAAGGAAUCGAAAUGCUCUUCUUCUCUUCCGGCCUUCCCAACAAAGACUCCAAAUUAAUUUUUCAUCCCCGCCGUAUUGAACUGAACCAGCUGCUUUUCCUUCAUUGAUGAAUCUUUUCUUUUUUGGGAAUUUUCUUUUCAUGUACGGCACUUUGGAAGUUCUUUGAAUGGCCUUUGCCCGGCGUCCUAAUCUUAAAAAACUCCUUCCGCUCCAGUCUAGUACAUACAUAUCAUAGAAUUAUUAGACGUCCAGUACUUCUUCUCCUUCAAGUCAGUUACACGCACACGUCACUUGUGUUUUUCAACUUAAAUUCGUCUGCUGCUUCUUCUCGACACUCACUGCGUCUCGUCUGACCGACAAUUUGAAUAAAUAAAAUUGGACAAAUUAUCUGAACAGAUCAAAGUGGAAAUGCGAGUAGAAGACACCACAAAUUGGUGGGCGGAUGUUGUGAAAUGUACUGCCGCCCCCUAGUGGCUGAAGUCCAAAAUGGACCGAGCGAGGGCUCGCUGUGCGGGAGUGAGUUGAGGAGCUCCGCUCACUCCAAAGUAGUGCUUUGCGACCACCCGGUAGCAUUUAUAGGCAAAUGUCAACUUUUGGCGUGCGUUCACUGUACUGUGAUCCAAACGUUCUGAAAUGUCCAACUCGAAAUCGGCGCCGCAUACGUCAACUUCGCAACUUUUACGUUGUUAGCACGUUAGAUGAAUCGACUUUCAUGUGUUUUAGUUCUUCAAGGUUUCUUUCACCACGUGAAUGUCUGCGUUAUGAGGUCAUGUUGCACAAAUAUAAAUGUACAUGUUUUUUUUCUUCCAUCAGUACUGUAAACAUUGUCACGUAGAACGAGGAACGGAUGGGAACAGUUUUCUUAAUAGCAAUUGAAUAUUUCUAUCAAUUAAAGUCAGUUCAAGGA
Messenger RNA from Syngnathoides biaculeatus (alligator pipefish), 2377 nucleotides. RefSeq names its product transmembrane protein 120B (gene tmem120b). Bases 521 to 1378 code for a protein of 285 amino acids. Gene Ontology annotation, biological process: fat cell differentiation. The transcript has 13 exons. Gene Ontology annotation, cellular component: membrane. The record is from RefSeq and is a predicted model, not a curated record. Lineage: Eukaryota; Metazoa; Chordata; Actinopteri; Syngnathiformes; Syngnathidae.